Messenger RNA from Columba livia (rock pigeon), 1199 nucleotides. RefSeq names its product integrin alpha-L-like. The coding region runs from base 105 to 1109 and encodes 334 amino acids. Lineage: Eukaryota; Metazoa; Chordata; Aves; Columbiformes; Columbidae. The record is from RefSeq and is a predicted model, not a curated record. The transcript is spliced from 10 exons. Gene Ontology annotation, molecular function: extracellular matrix structural constituent conferring tensile strength.
CACUGGGCGUGGCCCGAACGCCUGGGUCCCUCCCGGACGCCUGGGUCCCCGGCGGGUGGCGGGAGGAGGAAGGAAGCGGGGGAGGGGAGUUUUGGGGUGACAAGAUGUCGGCCUCGGGUGGCGUCGGUGUCAUCGGUGUCAUCGCGGCCCUCAUGGCGGCGCUGCCCCAUAGCGGGGCGUUCAACAUCCACCCGGCCCCAUAUCGGGUCCUGACCCACAGCGGCAGCAGCAGCUUCGGGCACCAAGUGCUGCGGCUCCAGGACGACCGGCUGCUGGUCGGGGCCCCCGUGGGGCCGGGGGGUCGAUUGUUCUCGUGCCACGUGGAACACGGAGACUGUCGGGAGGUGGAGCUGGACGCCAAUGUCACCCGCACCAACCUGGGGAUGGCGCUGACCCACUGGGGCCGUGACGUCAUCGCCUGCGGUCCCGGUUGGUCCCGUCCUUGCGACCGGAAUGUCCAGACCAGUGGGAUCUGCGUCCUGAUUGGACAAGAGCUGCGGCCAAUCAGGAGCCUCCAACCCGGAUACCAGGGCUGCCAGCGGGGGCUGGUGGAUCUCGUGUUCCUAUUCGACGGCUCGUCCAGCAUGAGCCCCGCCCAGUUCGGGGCCAUCCGGGACUUCAUGGUGGACGUGAUGGAGAAACUGGAGAACAGCAGCAUCCGGUUCGCCGCCGUCCAGUUCUCCAGCGACAUCCAACCCUGUUUCUCAUUGGCCGAUUACGCCGCUUGGCCCCGCCCCCGGGACCUACUUAAGGGGCUGAUGCAGCUGGGGGGCCUGACGGACACAUUUACAGCCAUCAAAUACGUCGUGCACCAGACGUUCUCGGAGGCCGCGGGUUCGCGUCCCGGCGCCCGACGCGUCCUCAUCAUCGUCACGGACGGCGACGCCACCGACAGCGACACGGGCGGCGUGCGCGACGCCGAGGAGCGUGACGUCAUCCGCUACGUCAUCGGGAUCGGCCACAACUUCAACAGCCCGGACACCGCGCGGCUACUUGAGCCAAUUCGCCUCGGGCGCCGGAUUCGUGCGGGUGCUGGACGGAUUCGAGCGCCUCCGGGGGCUGUUCCACGAGCUCCAGGACAAGAUUUACGGCAUCGAAGGCACGAGUGACUGGAACCGGUUCCACCUGGAGCUGAGCGGCAGCGGGAUGAGCGUCGGCGUCGUCAACGUGAGAUUUGGGGGCAAAAAGGCCGAUUUUGG